UAUCUCUUCAGCCGAGUACCGCAUAUCCCACCCACAUCACAUAAUUUAGAGAAGAAAGAGAAAGAGAAAGAGAAAGAGAAAGAAGAGUUCAACAAUGCAAGCAAAAGAUGAGCUCAAACGAAAAUCAAUGGCGUCUACUACAACAUUAUCAGCACCUCGAACCCAUAAUCUAAACCCUUCAAAGGUCAGAGAAGAAGGAGAGCUCACUUCAUCUGACGACGAUGCAUUUUUGACAGGCUCAGCUGCGCCACUUCCAUCCAGUUCUGUUCCAAAUGCACCAUCACCAGUGAGAACAUCUUUGCAGGGUUUGUACUUAGGAGAACGGAAUUGUUGGUGAAAGUGGACGAAAAGGAAGGAAAAUAACACAAAAAGAGAACAGGUCAACGAUGGAAAAUGCGGUGGACAGUUGGAAUCUGGUCAAAGACAGCUUCUUACAACAUUUUUGUUUUAAAAGGGAAGCUGAACUCUGGAACAACUACUGGGGGAUCCGCUCAUAUUAAGUCCCAAACACCUUAUCGUAAAGGAUUUAGUAAGAACCAGGUUCUAUUAAAAACGAGUAAUCCCGGAUGGCGCGCUCCUGGUGUAAAUGAUAAUUUAGUUAUUAGUUUCUCAGAUGAUGAUGAUAGUGGUAGUGAGGUUGAAGAAAGAAGAAGAGAAAAAGCUUCUGCAUGUAAUAGGCCUCCGCUUGUGUUGAACAGCAAAAGAAGACCACCUGCUUUGCCGCAUGUAAAAGUGAAGAAUGUAAGCAGGAAAAAUGAAGGGAAGGUAGUGCCUCAGAAGGUGUCAUCGAAUCGCACUUUUGUAUCAUCAAUGGGAAAAAUUCAUGAAUCCAAUGUCAAAAGUGGUGCGCCUGCAUUAGCUGAGCAGAAUUCUCGGUUGAACAAUCCCAUUGUAGCUGGAAAAAGUUUAGCAAGCCAGGAUCCUGGAUGCAGCAAAAGCUUGGGGACAAGCAGUAGCAAACUUGAAGACCUGCGCCAGCAGAUUGCCGUUCGUGAAAAUGAACUGAAGCUUAAAGUAGUGCAACAAAAUAAGGAAAAUAUCUCUGAGGUUUGUAGGGAGGUCAAUACCAUGGGUCAGGGAAAAGACUCAUCAAGGGAAUGCAAAUUUGUGCCUGCCAAUGUACAGACUGAACUAAAGGAGCCUGAUAGGAAACGCUUAAAAAGAGAUGUUCCUGGCGCGACUGUUAGUUGUAGCUUGUCAGACUGGAUUUCUGCGCCGAAGCAAACUGCAUCGUCGAUGAACGCUACUACUACAGAUCCUCUAGAAAGAUCAAUGUCAAAGCAUCCAGGUUCGAUUAAGCAUCAGUCGUCAAGAUCCGCCCCUAACCAAGAUAUACAUGAAAGCAAUAUAAUUAAGGUCAAUGAUCUUUAUGGUGGUGCAUCUGCUCUCAAAAAAGUGAAGUCUGUAUCUGAUGGCAGCUUGCAGGCCCGCUCUCUACAAGUGUCAAAUAGCAAGUUCGGGAGUCCUGAUGUGUCACCUGACAACAAUAGUCUCUUACUCCGUCUGGGAAGGUCUCAAGGCUUUGGCAGUGGUGAUGUGGAUUUACAGUCUCUGUUUGAACUCGAGGAAUUACAUGAUAAGGAGCUGGAAGAAGCACAAGAGCUCAGGCGGAAAUGUGAAGCUGAAGAAAGACUAGCUCUUAAUGCUUAUCGCAAAGCCCAGAGAGCACUACUGGAGGCUAAUGCUCGUUGCACAUAUCUUUAUCGCAAAAGGGAACGAUAUUCAGCUCAGCUUCGUUCUUUUCUGAUCGAGGACCCCAGUUUAUUAUACUCUUCUAGGCAGCAUAAUGAAACUGAAGAGAAAUGGAAUUUGACAAACAAUAUUUCUGAUGUUAAUUUGGAUUUUAUUCCAUCAAGUCAUCAAUUAGAUGAGUUUGAAACUGGUAACAGAUUGGGGUAUGAUUCAAAUGUCCACAGUGCAGAUGGUGAUGCACACAAUAGAUCUUCUGCUAAUGAGGAAGGACACAACUUAGGAUCCGAAGCAUGCAGUGAACCUGAUGCCAGCACAUCAGAACUUGUUCGUGCAAACAAUUUUGCUUCAAAUGGCAUUCUUUCACCAUCUAAUGAAACAAAUUUAUCUCCUGAUGAUGAUUGUGAGACCAUUUCUCUGGAUCGUAGAUCUCUCCAUGCCAAUGUGACAAUUCCUAGAAUCAAUGACAAUAUCAAAGAAAGUGAGAAGGAUACAGUUGUUGACUCUGCUACAAACUUCUCAAUAGAUAGUUCACAGGAUCCCUUAUUUCUUGAAGAAUAUCUGAGAUCUACAUUGAUUUCACGGCUGGGGGAAGGUUCUUUAAAACGUAGUGGCAUUGGUGAUAACAGUGAAUCGUCAGUGGAAAGGAUUGCUGAUGAACGUAUCGCAGAUGCAAAGACUGAGAUGAUCGUGAAGAGUGUUCCUCUUUGUGAUCUUAAUAUCUGUGCCGCUGAAUGUGGUAAGAGAGAUGGUCCCAAGGAGCCUGAAGCCAGCAUAUCCGAGCCUCUGUUAGACACUCAAAAUCAGCAAGUACAAGAGCAUUGCUUAAAGGAUUUCCCCACUCGUGCUUCUAAUCCCGAAGAAUGUAGAAUUCUUUCUGCAGAUACAGCAUCAACAUCAACGAUUUUGUCAGCUUCUAUAUUUAGGAGUGCAAUGAUGGCUGCCAGUCCAGUCAUUUUGGGCAGUAUGCAAAUUAAAGAAUAUGGCUCGUGUGGUACAGGCACUGAAGAUAACCUCCUUUCAGGACACAAGCCAGAUAAGUUAUGGUUGGAGAUGACAAGUUCCGCUGAACACCCGGUAGAAUUUGGGGGCUUUGGUGAGAUUGACUCAUUUACCUGCAAAUCUGCGAUUAAUCCUCUCUGGCCUUUGUGUAUGUAUGAACUUCGUGGAAGAUGUAACAAUGAUGAAUGCCCCUGGCAGCAUACAGAAGAUUAUUCUGAUGGUAAUGAUGGUCACUCUGGCCGAGCAUCUAAUGGCCAAAGUGCGAUGGCGCAGGCAGAGAUUGGUUGUGUCUUGACACCUCCAAGAUAUCUAGUCUGCUUGGACAGUCUGAAAAAUGAGUCACAUAGUUCUCAUACUCGUUAUUUUGGGUCAUCUGGGAAAAAUAUCUUCAGUCGCUCUUUGGCUGUUUCAAGUUUACUCGUAAAGCACCUUCCUUCUGAUGAACCUUGCUUGCAUGGCAAUGACGGUUGUGUUGAGUCUUACGGUGGCAGUGCGCAUCCAUUGUAUCUUCAAAGUAGAGAUGGCACUUGGAAUCCUCUGCGAAAUGGUUUGGCUGACAAUGAUCAAUCUCUAGAAAUGGCUCUUAUUAUAUUGAGUCAGGAGGCAAAUAAAAUUGAGGGUAUAAAAAAGGCUCUUUCUGUGCUUUCUCGAGCGCUGGACACUGAUUCUUCAUGCUUACCUAUCUGGAUUAUUUAUCUACUCCUCUAUUAUUGUACUAAAUACUCUGUUGGGGAGCUCAGCAAAAAGAGUUCAGUUCAGGAGGAUGACUUUUUUUCUCAUGCUGUCAAGCACUGUGAGGAAUCAUAUGAGUUGUGGCUCUUGUACAUCAACAGUCGUGGACGACUUGAUGAGCGAUUUUCUGCUUAUGAAAGAGCACUCUCUAGGCUGUGCCAGUAUACAUCCGCCAAAGAUGGGCAGUGGAUGCAGCAGAGAAGUGCUGCCAUCUUAGAUCUAUUUUUGCAGAUGUUACACUGUUUCUGUGUGUCUGGGAAUCUUGCAAAGGCAGUUCAGGGGAUACACAGACUUGUUCAUGCUGAUGGAGAUUCUGAUGAGUCUCAUUCUCUUUUGUUUUCUGAUAUUCUUCAAUGCCUAACGAUAUCUGACAAAUAUAUCUUCUGGGUUUGUUGUGUGUACUUAGUGAUUUACAGGAAACUGCCUGAUUCACUGGUGCAGCAGUUUGAAUUUGAGAAGGAUGUUUCUUCAAUAGAGUGGCCAUCUGUCUGCUUAACAUUUGAAGAAAAGCAGUGCGUGUCCAAGCUGAUGGAAAUGGCUGUAGAAUCUGUUGGACUGCAUACGGACAGUCAACCUCUGGAGAGUAGUACUCUCAACUCUGCCCAUCAGCUGGCAGUGAACCACAUUAAGUUUAUGGCAGCUAUAGAUGGUGUAGAUAACUGUAAGGUGUUUCUAGAGAAGUACAGGAACUCAUACUCGUCUUGCUUAGAGCUAAAUCUACUUUCGGGAAGAGCUUAUGAUUUCACAAGUGUGAAUACAAAUUUUGAAAAAUUUGAGGAUGUUCUUAGUAAUUGGCCUAAAAAUGUUUCGGGAAGUCAGUGCAUCUGGAAUCAAUUUGCUGAAUUUGCAUUAGAGAAAGGCAGAUCUGAUAAAGCAAAAGAAAUCAUGGAUCAAUGGUUUAACUCUGCUGGGGUGCCUCUGUCAUUGCAUAAACAGUCAGUUUAUAAUGAGAAUGGUGACAGUAAGAGCAUAUCUGCAGCUUCUCUGUCGGGGUUGAAUUUGGGCACUCUAAUACCCAAUUGCAGCAAUAUGGAUCUUGUAUAUGGGCUUCUCAAUCUGUCUCUGUAUAAGUUAUUACAGAAUGAUAUUAUUGAAGCUCAUUUGGCGGUUGACAAAGCUCUGAAGGUUGCUGAUGCUGAAGUCUUAAGACAUUGUGUUAAGGAGCAUGCAGCAUUUUUGUUCAACUAUGGAUCUCAGUUGAUGAAGGAUGUCUCUUUUCGUGGAUUGAUAGAUAUUCUGAAAGGUUAUAUCAUUCAUGCUCGGUCUAUUACUGACUUGGAACCAAUGACUAGAAAAUUCAUUCAAGAUAUCCAAAAACCUAGAACAAAGCAGCUUGUGCUGAACAUAUUGAGUCCAAUUUCGCCUGAUUCAUUUUUGGUCAAUUCAGUUCUUGAGAUUUGGUUUGGUUCAUCCCUCUUGCCCCCAAAAUUUGAUCAGUUAAAAGAUAUGGUGGACUUUGUUGAAGCUAUCCUGGAAGUUUCACCUGCCAAUUAUCAGCUUGUGAUUUCUGUUUGUAAGCUGGUCUGCGGGAAAUUUGAAUUUAGCAAUUCUAAAUCUGCUAGUGUGUCAUUCUGGGCGAGUUCGUUGCUGGUUAAUACCAUCUAUCACGCCAUUCCGCUCCCACCAGAGCAUGUGUGGGUGGAAGCUGCAGAUAUGUUGGGUAAACUAACAAGUGUGCCAGAAAUCUCUGAGAGCUUCCAUCAGAGAGCCUUGUCAGCCUAUCCAUUUUCCCUGAAGUUAUGGAAAUCUUUUCUUAAUCAGUCGACUGGACCCAGCAAGAGAAACUCUGUUGUUAAAGAAGCUACAGAGAAGGGUUUAGAACUUGGAUAGUUUCGCUUCACUACAGUGCAGGAAGCGGAUAGAUACACCAUUGAGAUAAAACAUCUGGAAACUUAUACAAGCUACAUAAUAUUCUUCUGGUAAAUUUAGGCUUGAGGAAACAAGUAUACACAGAAAUAGAAUGUUGUAAAUUGAUUUUGGCAGUGUAGAUCUUAACAGGCAGAGAUACAGUAAUACACAGGGACAGGAAAGCAAGUGCUUACCUCUUAUAGUAGUCAGUGGCUGGGGAAUUUUCUUGGCUUAGAAAUAGCUGGAUAUUUGUAAAUAUUGCACUUUUCUUUGUUCCAACAGUUUUUAGGGAUAAUUUUCUGCUAGUUUUUUCUUUUCUUUAGAGUUUGAUCUUAAUUAUUGCCUUUUGACAUUUUGUCGAUGUUGAUUAACAUAGUUGGUAAAGUCUUGUAUUAUCAAAACUUCGUGAAUCAUGUCAACAAUGACGUUCUGCCUAGAGAUGGCAGUGGGUAA
This is a messenger RNA of Beta vulgaris subsp. vulgaris (sugar beet), 5724 nucleotides long. RefSeq lists its product as uncharacterized. The transcript has 12 exons. Gene Ontology annotation, molecular function: protein binding. The record is from RefSeq and is a predicted model, not a curated record. The coding region runs from base 394 to 5253 and encodes 1619 amino acids. Lineage: Eukaryota; Viridiplantae; Streptophyta; Magnoliopsida; Caryophyllales; Amaranthaceae. Gene Ontology annotation, cellular component: exosome (RNase complex); nucleus.